AUUGUUUUACAUAUUCAGUCACGAGGGGGAAAAGAAAAUCCGCCUCCAGCGCUUGCCAAUGAACUGAGUGCUAUUGGAGGAGGAGAUUCGAGUAUUUUGAGCUUGACCCUAUUGAAAGCGGGUUGUGUAUUAAUUUCUGGGCAAGGUUGUUGUAACAAAACUGAGCAAAAUAAGAUGUCUGGCGAUUGCAAGAAAGGCGAGUUGGAGAGCGGAUUCCAACCACCUUUUGAGCAUUUUUCUACCCAGGCGCUUCAUGCGGGACAGGAUCCCGAACAGUGGACGUCGAUGGCAGUGGUGCCUCCAAUAUCGCUGUCUACUACCUUUAAACAGGCUGCUCCGGGAAAGCAUGCAGGCUUUGAAUACAGCCGCAGUGGCAAUCCUACACGGAAUUGUUUGGAGAAAGCUGUUGCAGCAGUUGAUGGAGCAAAAUACUGUUUAGCAUUUGCAUCUGGUCUGGCAACUACAAUGACAAUUGCACACUUGUUGAAGUCUGGUGAUAACAUUAUUUGUAUGAAUGAUGUAUAUGGAGGUACAAACCGAUACUUCCGCAGAGUUGCAUCUGAAAUGGGCUUGGAAGUCUCUUUUAUUGACUGCACAUCAUUGGAAUGUCUGGAUGCAGCUAUUAAGCCAAACACAAAGCUUGUCUGGAUUGAGACUCCUACUAACCCGAUGAUGAGUGUCCUUGAUAUCAAGGGUUGUGCAGAAACUGUACACAAACAUGGAGAUAUCAUUCUGGUGGUGGAUAACACUUUCAUGUCAGCUUAUUUCCAGCGUCCUUUGGCUCUUGGUGCUGACAUCUGUAUGUACUCUGCAACAAAGUACAUGAAUGGUCACAGUGAUGUAGUCAUGGGAUUGGCCUCAAUGAAUCGUGAUGACCUCCAUGAGAAGCUGAGAUUCUUGCAAAAUGCUAUUGGUGCAGUUCCAUCUCCAUUUGACUGCUACAUGUGUAAUCGUGGGUUGAAAACUUUAGCCCUUCGAAUGAAACAGCACUUCAAGAAUGCGUUGGUUGUAGCCCAGUUUUUGGAGGUGGAUCCUAGAGUAGAGAAAGUUAUUUUUCCAGGUCUCCCUUCUCAUCCACAAUACAAUCUGACGAAGCAGCAGUGCACUGGAAGUUCGGGUAUGAUAACUUUUGUAAUUAAAGGAGAUUUGGAAAAUGCCACAACGUUUCUUAAAAACUUAAAACUGUUUGUCCUUGCUGAGAGUUUGGGAGGAUAUGAAAGUCUAGCGGAGCAUCCAGCAAUUAUGACGCAUGCUUCUGUCCCGAAGGAGGAACGAGAUGUAUUGGGAAUAAGUGACACCCUAAUCAGAUUAUCUGUUGGCUUGGAAGAUGUAGCAGACAUUAUUGAGGAUCUACAUCAAGCAUUAAAAGCUGCACAUCCAAAUGUGGUGAUACCUACUGAGCAAAUCAACAGAUUCCUUUGCAAUUAAUCUUCGUGUUCCAUUUGGAGAAAAUGCAUUUUGUGGAUGAGGAAAGACCUCAAAAGAAGAUUUGAUUGAUUAAAACAUUUUGUAUCAGUUAGGAAGUUUGAAGCUCUGUUUAAUUACAGCCUUUUAAAAUGUUUUGACCUGUAAUAAAAUAUCACUUGUGACAUUGCAA
Chiloscyllium plagiosum (whitespotted bambooshark) is the source of this 1597-nucleotide messenger RNA. NCBI's taxonomy places the organism in Eukaryota, Metazoa, Chordata, Chondrichthyes, Orectolobiformes, Hemiscylliidae. The record is from RefSeq and is a predicted model, not a curated record.